AUGACCGAAUCGCCUGCAUCGUCGUCGCUCCAGACGCGGCUGACCACCACCUUCCCUCCAGCCGCGCUGCUCUCGCGAGAAGACCUCCAGGCGCUUGCUGCCGACGACUUCCACCCCCCGCCAGCCUCGUCUUCCCAGACCAGCGCCGACGCCAUCUCGCCAGACCAGGCGUUCUUUGAGGCGUUCUUCCACAGCCUGCCUCAGACACAGGCGCUGUACCGUGCACACGCCGACCUUCUGCGCGCCAACGAGGCCAAGGCGCAACGCAACCUCGAACGCCAGGCGCCGCUGCACGAGCUGCGCAACGAGACGCUCGAGCUGUUCGAGCGCGCCAAGAAGCUCGAAUCCGAGUGGGCGCAGCGCGAGGCACAGCUCUCCGAGGCGCACAAGCGCUUCAAUCCGUCGGCGCUGCACUUCAACCUCACGCAGUCGGCGAGCAAGCUCAAUGACCGCUCCGAGGAGCUCGCCAAUGCCUUUGUCGAGGGCCUGCCGUAUCCGACCGACGAAUCGGGCACCGCACCAGAGGGUGUGCUUGACGAUGCGGCGUUCGUGAGGAGGUACAAGCAGCAGAGGCUGUUGUUCCACAAGCGCAAGCUCGUUGCGGAUCGGUGGGCGAGAAACCAGGUGCACUGGUCCGACUAA
Moesziomyces antarcticus is the source of this 642-nucleotide messenger RNA. Its product is annotated as Williams-Beuren syndrome critical region. Lineage: Eukaryota; Fungi; Basidiomycota; Ustilaginomycetes; Ustilaginales; Ustilaginaceae. The coding region runs from base 1 to 642 and encodes 213 amino acids. Gene Ontology annotation, biological process: protein targeting to membrane; protein targeting to vacuole; ubiquitin-dependent protein catabolic process via the multivesicular body sorting pathway. The record is from RefSeq and is a predicted model, not a curated record. Gene Ontology annotation, cellular component: ESCRT I complex. The transcript has a single exon.